Messenger RNA from Cladocopium goreaui, 1239 nucleotides. The record is from the annotation of a GenBank genome assembly. NCBI's taxonomy places the organism in Eukaryota, Dinophyceae, Suessiales, Symbiodiniaceae.
UGGCAUGAGAAUGGUGCAUUGAUUUUGACAGAAUACGAAGAACUUCUUUUAUGAUGUAGUUCAUCAUGCAAUUGAUCUCGUGACUUUGUGCUCUUUCAUGUUUGCAAACUGGUUUGGAUCACUGAUUUUUAGGUAUCUUUGCCACUUGGUAACCCAGUACAUCUCCAGUCAGUUGCAUUCCUCGGCAAUGCCACAGCUGUCUUUUGUUGGUGAUCAACUUUUCUCCUUUGAUCUGUCAGAUGCACGCAUUCAGAAGCAGGAUUUGAGAUAGACAAUUGAAGACUUGUAGAACUGUAGAACAUUGGUAUGGUAGCCGACCCUUGACUGUGUUGUGUCCAGAUUUUUUUGGUUCAAAACUCAGGGGUCCUCGUGCUUCGGGAGGCCCCUCUGCCACCAUGGCACGAAGGGCGCCAGUGCUGCUGUCUGUGGCCAUCUUGGCCUUUGGACUGCUGGCCUUGAACCAGGCCUUUGUCGCAGGCCCCAAUCAGCCAGCUUUGCGCGGUCAGGAGGCUGCUGUAGCAGGUGCAGUGCUUGCCGCGCUGCCUGCUGCUCCAGCAUUGGCAACUGACCAGUACACGGACAGCUUCAGCAAGGUUGAUGCGAUCGUGAUCUUUGUCCCCAUCGUCGUUGUGUGGAUCGCAUUCUUGGAGUGGGAUUCCAAGCAGCCUUCUGCUGAUGACGUCACUGGCUAUGGCUACCUUGGGAAGACCAUUGAUGGGCCUACCGAGGACAAGCCUGCCUACUUCCGCCGCAGCCCUGAGAACGGCUAGAUGGUGGGUCUGGCAGCUCUUUUAACUUGACUGAUGAAAAGCGCGUUGCUUCAAUCCAGUCAAAAGAUGUCAAAAGGCUGUUUUGGCAUGAGAAUGGUGCAUUGAUUUUGACAGAAUACGAAGAACUUCUUUUAUGAUGUAGUUCAUCAUGCAAUUGAUCUCGUGACUUUGUGCUCUUUCAUGUUUGCAAACUGGUUUGGAUCACUGAUCUUUAGGUAUCUUUGCCACUCGGUAACCCAGUACAUCUCCAGUCAGUUGCAUUCCUCGGCAAUGCCACAGCUGUCUUUUGUUGGUGGUCAACUUUUCUCCUUUGAUCUGUCAGAUGCACGCAUUCAGAAGCAGGAUUUGAGAUAGACAAUUGAAGACUUGUAGAACUGUAGAACAUUGGUAUGGUAGCCGACCCUUGACUGUGUUGUGUCCAGAUUUUUUUGGUUCAAAACUCAGGGGUCCUCGUGCUUCGGGAGGCCCC